Messenger RNA from Alternaria incomplexa, 957 nucleotides. RefSeq lists its product as uncharacterized. The record is from RefSeq and is a predicted model, not a curated record. Lineage: Eukaryota; Fungi; Ascomycota; Dothideomycetes; Pleosporales; Pleosporaceae. Gene Ontology annotation, biological process: retrograde vesicle-mediated transport, Golgi to endoplasmic reticulum. The transcript is spliced from 2 exons. Bases 1 to 957 code for a protein of 318 amino acids.
AUGGCUGAUUCUCCCGCUUCCGCGACUAGCGCGCUGCCCGGCGAGUCGCCCGCCCAGACCAAGGCCAGACUGCGCAGAGAGCGGCUGGCUGCCAAAUCCGGCGCCUCACGUCUCCAGCAGAUUACUGCUCUCCAGGGCGGCCCACCAAAGCCGCUCAGCGAACUCGAGAAAGACGUGCCAGUCAAACCCGCCUCUACCCCGUCCCAGUUUACACCCUCUGGGUCUGGCACGGCUACUCCAGAUCCAGAUGAAGUGGAUAUUUCGCAACACCACUACGCGCCGGCAUCGCAGCCUCGUCUCCCCUCGCCAUUCGCUUUCGAGGGUGGCCAGUCCGGCCCAUUCGGCCCAGGCCCAGGCACGGAUGCAUCGCAGGAUCCCAUGAUGGCCAUGCUCCAGCAGAUGAUGGGCGCAGGCGCUGGCGGUAUGCCUGGCAUGCCCGGUGCCCCAGGUCAAGCUGGCGCACCACCAGGCGGCAUGCCACCCGAUCUCGCCAGUAUGUUCUCGGCCAUGCAGGGCGGUGCCGGUGCCUCUGAGCCGCUGCCAGAGCAAUCCUCGGCGUGGAUCUGGCGCUUAGUACACUCUGUCUUCUCGUUUGGCCUCGCCGUCUACAUUGUCCUGCAAACACCAUUUACUGGAUCCAAGAUGUCACGCGAUAAUGUGCUGGACGAUGACUGGGUCAGCCAAUCGACCCCAGCGCAGAACUUUGCGCACUUCUUCUAUCUCUUCGCGACUUUCGAGGUGGUCUUGCAGUCCUCGCGCUAUUUCAUCGAAAAGGGCCAAUUACAGGGAAGCGGCAUUCUCAGCACGGUCGCUGGUAUCCUACCAGCACCGUAUUCGGGCUAUGUGAGGACUGUGGGCAGGUACAGCGUCAUCUACAAAACAGUUGUGAGCGACGCUAUGGUGAUAGUAUUCGUCUUAGGCGCCACGAGCUGGUGGAGAGGUGCCGCUGCUGCAUGA